Messenger RNA from Patella vulgata (common limpet), 1941 nucleotides. RefSeq names its product aldo-keto reductase family 1 member A1. Lineage: Eukaryota; Metazoa; Mollusca; Gastropoda; Patellidae. Gene Ontology annotation, cellular component: cytosol. The transcript has 11 exons. The record is from RefSeq and is a predicted model, not a curated record. Gene Ontology annotation, molecular function: aldose reductase (NADPH) activity. The coding region runs from base 219 to 1181 and encodes 320 amino acids.
GUCAAUAUGUAAUGUGACUAUUCACCGGGUACAGACAUAUAGCUAUACAGACGUCGUGUGUAUAAAUACAACGUGCGUAUAUACUGGCUCACUGUAUCUUAGACUUCAUUCAAUAGAGGUGUCGACCGUGUAUAACGUUACUAUAUAAGUUAGUAAACUUAACCAGAACAACCAACAGAUUUCAUAUAACAUUACGUCAAUUGUCCAACCUAUCCAAAAUGUCUGGUCCAGGGCCUAUGGUAACAUUUAACAACGGAAACAAGUUUCCAAUUAUUGGACUUGGAUCUUGGCAGGCAACGAAAGAAGAAUGCCAAAAGGCCAUCCGUGCUGCUUUAGAUGCCGGUUAUCGCCAUAUUGAUACUGCUAUGGCAUAUGGAAACGAGGCUGAUAUUGGAGAAGUGUUACAGGAAUAUAUGAAGGCGGGAAAACUUAAAAGAUCAGAUUUCUACAUCACAACUAAGCUGUGGAUUACAUACCAUCAACCAGAAAGAGUCAUGCAAUGCCUGGAUAAAUCACUGGCUAAUCUUAAGCUAGACUAUGUUGAUCUUUAUCUUAUUCAUACGCCAUGUGCUUUUGAGGAAACUGGAAAUGGAUUUUUCCCUGUACGUGAUGACGGAACACCAGCUUAUCUGAAUAUUCCUGUUGAGGACACCUGGAAGGCAAUUGAGAAAGCUGUCACGAGUGGUAAAGCUAAAAAUAUCGGAGUGUCUAAUUUUAACAGCAAACAGGUAGCGAGAGUGUGUAAAAUCGCAACUAUUAAACCCGUUACAAAUCAGGUUGAAUGUCACGCCUACUUCAACCAAGCUAGACUCAAGAAAGCCUGUGAAGACUAUGGUAUACUUAUAACUUCUUACGGUUCUCUCGGUUCACCAGGCAGACCCGAUCGUUUAAAGGAGGCCACAGAACCCGUCUUAUUAGAAGAUCCAUUAAUUAAACAAUUGGCUAUAAAAUACAAGAAGACACCAGGACAGGUUUUGUUACGCAGUUUAACACAAAGGAAUAUUCUGGUUAUACCAAAGAGUACCAACCCUGAUAGAAUACAACAAAACUUUCAGAUUUUUGACUUCAAACUGACCGAAGCUGAGUUGAAACAAAUAGACGGAAUAAACAAAGAACAUAGGUACUUUAACAUGAAAGAGGGCGUGGGUCAUCCAGAGUAUCCAGGACAAGAACCAUUUUAAAAUAGAAAUUAGAUUAUUUUAUAUUUGUUUUGUUUUCACGUUUUUACCAAGAUGCUUUUAUAGCCUUUACUUUAAUAGUUUUGUACGUUUUUAGUGUUUUAUGUUUAUAGUUUUGUAAGUUUAGAGUGUUUUAUGUUUAUGGUUUUUACCUUAAAGGUUUAUUGCUUUAUGUUUUAAUUAAAUCUAAUCCCCCAUUCCGAGUUGUAUAUGCUCUUGGUCUGCUCUACAUAAAUACUUCUUUAUUUUUAAGUCCUAGUUGAGCUUCUUUGGUUUGCUUAAACCAUUACUGCCGUACGAAAAGUUGAACACGCACUUCAUAAAGAUGUUGUCACAAAAACCGAAAGGAAAGACAAUGUGGUUUAAUGCAACUGCAUACACAUUGCAUUGAAAUAAUAUUAGGAGGAAUACAUUAGAUUAAGGUUUAAGGAAUUUCGCACUAUUUAUUUCAUUUCGUUUUAUUACUGGCAUUUUUAUUUUAUUUCUAGAUUGUAUGUUUAAGAUUUAUAUUUAUACCGGUGUAAACAAAUCUAAAAUUUAUUUAUUAUGUUUGACAAAAUACACAAUUUUACCAUGUUUGUUGUGUUUGUAUGUUUUGUCUGUAUUUUUCCCUUUGAGUUAAUGUCCAUGUCUUUUUUUAAAUAUCCACCGUAAAGAAAGAGAUUUAAUAGUGCCAUGAAAGAAGAUGUUGCAAUGUACCGUUUUGUUGCCAGAUUUUAUAAAAAGUUAUCAAUGUUUUCUCAAUAAAAAGUAACAUGUUUAA